Messenger RNA from Cricetulus griseus (Chinese hamster), 3015 nucleotides. NCBI's taxonomy places the organism in Eukaryota, Metazoa, Chordata, Mammalia, Rodentia, Cricetidae. The record is from RefSeq and is a predicted model, not a curated record.
AGCUGAGCGCGGUGGCCGCGUGCAGGACAGUGAUCGCUGCUGGGGAGGUGGAAUCCGCGGCUCCUGGCUGGGGCGGCUGCGGGGCCCCCGGCCACCUCGGCUGAACAAAGUGCACAAGCCUCGAGACGUUGUGAGCAGGGUUUGUUCACACCUCUGCUAUAAUUGGUUCUGAUGGCUGGUAAUAAAGGAAGAGGACGUGCUGCCUAUACCUUUAAUAUUGAGGCUGUUGGCUUCAGCAGAGGGGAAAAGUUGCCUGAUGUUGUGUUGAAGCCACCACCACUGUUUCCUGAUACAGAUUACAAACCAGUGCCCCUGAAAACAGGAGAAGAUGAGGAUUACAUGCUGGCCUUGAAGCAAGAGCUGAGAGAAACAGUGAAACGAAUGCCUUAUUUUAUUGAAACACCUGCAGAAAAACAAGAUGAUAUUGAAAGGUAUAGUAAACGAUAUAUGAAGGUAUACAAAGAAGAAUGGAUACCAGACUGGAGAAGACUUCCCAGAGAGAUGAUGCCAAGGAAAAAAUGCAAGAAAGCGGAUCCAAAAUCCAAAACAGCCAAAGCUGCAGACAGAGGUCCUUCACUCACUAACUCUGCAGAUGUGUUGAAAAAAAUUGAGGAACUAGAAAAGAGAGGCGAUGGUGAAAAAUCGGAUGAAGAGAAUGAAGAGAAAGAAGGGAGCAAAAAGAAAAAUAAAGAUGGCGAUGACGACGAUGAUGAUGAUGACAAUGAUGAAGCAGAGCAAGAGGAGUACGAUGAAGAGGAACAAGAGGAGGAAAAUGACUACAUUAACUCCUACUUCGAAGAUGGAGAUGAUUUUGGUGCAGACAGUGAUGACAACAUGGAUGAAGCAACCUACUAGCCAUGGGAUUUCUCUCUCUCUCUCCUCUCUCUCUCUCUCUUUCUGGUACAGCUUCAAGCAUUUGGAUUUGACUUACUUUACUUCUGAUAAGAUUAAGUCUAUAUUCUCUUUUGUUCAGUGUUUCAUUUGACAAAUUCUUACCUAGCUCUUCAGAACCACUUUAUGUUUACACAUGUGACCUUACCUCCUCACCUCUGCUACCCCCUGGUUAUGUAGUGGAGUUGUGGGGUUUUUUGGUCUUUGUUUUAUGUGGAUUUGAAUGUGCCUGAAGACUUCUAGCAUCGCUCAAUCUGUGUUCAUACUUGAAAAAGAUCACCCAUGCUACCUGCUGACCUUUGGGAAAGCUGUUACUAGUCUUCGUGGAUUUCUAUUGAUAUUGCACAUGGAGCACUUUAAAAACAAACUGGAAGAUGAUCUCUCUUAGCUGGUAUAUUCUGUUAUAUCACACUAACUGCAUAGACUCACCAUGUUCUUAACAAGUGCAGACUUGGGAGAUGAGAGUGUUGGUGGUAGGAAACAUGCUGACAGCAAAAAGCAGUGACUGAGGUGAGAUAACCUUCACAGUUUACAUUUGAGCCAAAACAGAGGCUGGAAGGUUAUAAAUGCUUGGCUUUGGGGAUAACACCAUGCCUUACAAUGUAUGAAUUAAUGAUUUCACUGUACUAAGUUUGGUAUCUUCAAUUUGUUGAGUUUAUGGAAAAAAAUAAUUGAGACAUACUGUUUAAUUCUCUGCUUUAUUUAAGUGGAAAUAAGUCCUGGUUGUAUGUACUUCAUGAUAGAAUGAUAUCCGUGAAUACAGUAAAGGGCAGUGCCCUCUGUUAUAUAAUACCAGAUUAAGGAACUGCAAGUCAAUUAUUGAAUCAUGGAAAUGAACUCAGGUCAUUCUGAAAUUACAAUUGAUUCUUCUUGUCUUAACUUACAGGGUGACUCCCCUGCAGUUUUAUAUUUUGCAGAGAAAAUAGCCAGAACCCUUCUCCUCUAAGGAUUUUUAACAUGCCAAAGAUUUUCAAGAAAAUGUAUAUUUGCAUUUCAAAACUAAUAUAUUAAAAUUAUCUACCUAAGGGAUGAAAACCUGCUUUCCCCUUUGGGGAGACUUAUCACUUAUUACCUUCUGACCUGGAAACAGGGAGCCCUGUUUUUUCUCUCAGGAUCAAGAUAACCUUGAAAUUGAGCUUAAGUUUGUGUGCCUUAGUUUCUCCGCUUGUAAACAGUUUCCUAUAAAUUUGUUCAAACACUAUCCAGAAUUUACCAAAUAUGCCAUCUUUUACCUUACAGAAACAAUGGUGUCUUAAAUUUGAUUUUUACCUUGUAGACACCUGUACUGUGGAAAGUGAAAUAGUUGUGAGAAACUUUUUUUCUGUUAAGUUUUAGUUUGUUUUUCUGAACUUGUAUCUGUGUUAGAAACUGUAGUUAAUUUGUACAGUCUGGAGAGAUUCCAACAUUCCUUUCUCAGGAGAAGGAUCACUUUCAAUGGCAAUACUUCUUCAAAUACUUCCAGAUGGGUGUGAUGGCCAGUGGCUUGUCUGUAUAGUGCUGUACUGAACGCAUGUGACUUAUAUCCAGUUCCCAGGAGCUUAUCUUAUGUUUUAGGAUUCUAAGUGGAAGCAUGAAAAGUCUUUCAGGCUCCAAUGUAUUGGGAAACUUCCAUGAAGUUUUUAGUGUUGAUGACAAAUGCUGUUGUUUAGGAAUAACAGGUACUUUAUUCUUUUACAUUUGGCACCAGAGUCAAAUAUGUAGUUCACAGGUGCUCUAUUUUCUGUUCCUUCCCGUUAUUACAAAUCUUUGUGUAACUGUCCAUAUCUGGGAGAUGCACUGACAAUACCUUCUUCCCUAGUUUCCAGUUUGUCUUCAUUGUUGUGUUCCCGGCAAGGGCCAGGAAGCUCCUUUCGGGCAGGACUUAUUCUGGGGCACCUGACAUCUCCUCUAAGGAUGUCUGUCCUCCUUUGAAAGAUCAGUUUACAACUUUAAACAUACUAAUUCUGAGAUGAUUUUUUUUUUUAGUUUGCUUUACCAAGAUAAAUCUGUUUUCUUGGCUUAAGCUCUGAGACUGUGAAAUUACUUUAUAGAGAUAACUUCUUAAUGGUUAAAGUACUUACUGGGACUGGUGGGUAAAAUGUCUUUAACAUUAUCUUAACAAAUAAAACAAAUUGCAACAAUGUU